Messenger RNA from Bacillus rossius redtenbacheri, 1557 nucleotides. RefSeq names its product ubiquitin-conjugating enzyme E2 S. Lineage: Eukaryota; Metazoa; Arthropoda; Insecta; Phasmatodea; Bacillidae. The transcript is spliced from 5 exons. The coding region runs from base 473 to 1096 and encodes 207 amino acids. The record is from RefSeq and is a predicted model, not a curated record.
CAGCUACUUAAAAAUAUGGGACUAGACCUACCCUAUCGUGUACUAGGAUCACAGUUAGUGUACUACAGGUGUUGAAUAUUGAACAUAAUAUCCCUUAUUUUUGUGUUUUGGAAAAUUGGCCCCAAUGUUUUAUUAAAUAAUUGUUACCUACCUCUAUGGUCGAAGAUUUAUGAACAGAUUGUUUUGUUUCUUCAUUGGAAGAACGUUACAAUUUUGUCGUGCUUGUUGAAAUAAGUUGUUAUUUUGUUAUUAGUGGUUAAAAGUUUGUACAGUAGAUAAUAUCCAAAUCACAAUUUGUUUUUUUUUUUAAUAUUGCAAGUUUUUUUUGUUUAUUUUGGAAAGUUUUGAAACCUUAUAGCUGCUUGAAUGUGUUUAUGAAGCAGUGAGGUACUUCGCUGGUUGUACUGGAAACUAUACAAGCUGAAGUACGUUCUGGUAAUCGACGUGCGGAUUUGGUUCGAAGUAUUUUGAAAUGAAUACAAUGUCCAACGUUGAGAACUUGUCACCACAAAUCAUCAGGCAGGUCGUCAAGGAAUUGCAUGACCUGACCAAAUGUCCUCCUGAAGGUAUCAAGGUCACGAUAAAUGACGAAGAUGUGACGGACAUCCAGGCGUAUAUAGAAGGUCCAGCUGGCACUCCUUACGCUGGGGGAGUUUUUAGGAUCAAGCUGGUGUUGGGGAAGGACUUUCCUCAGACACCACCGAAAGCUUUCUUCUUGACUAAAAUUUUUCACCCAAACGUAUCAAAGUCUGGGGAGAUUUGUGUAAAUACACUAAAAAAAGAUUGGAAACCUGAUCUCGGCAUUAAACAUAUACUUUUGACAGUUAAAUGCCUGCUGAUAGUGCCUAAUGCGGAGUCAGCUCUCAACGAGGAGGCUGGCAGGUUGCUGCUGGAGCAGUACGACAGCUAUUCACAGAGAGCCAAGAUGAUGACUGAAAUUCAUGCCUUAUCGUGCAAGAUUCCCAAGCCUGGGCUCGAAGAAGGAAUGUCUUCUAUGGAUGGGCCAAUGGCAAAGAAACAUGCUGGUGAUAAAAAGGUUCAGGUGGAUAAGAAAAAACAAUUGAAAGAUAAGAAGAGAACACUGAAAAGGUUAUGAAAUUUACUGCUCGGAUGUAAUUUGUACAUAUGGACAAGAUCUAUGUGAUCACAGUGCAAGUUGGUUCAAUGUGUUUUGGCACAAAAGUUAUAUUUAAGUUAUUUUUUGUGACUGUUUGAAAACUGACAUUUGAUGUUUUGUGUUUCCGUAAUCGUAAUUUGGAGAAUGUUUUACUAAUUGAAAGUGUGCAUAUAUAUAAUUUUUUAUACAAAUUUUGUUAUGCGUGUUAAGUUAACUGUAAGUUCCUUUUUACUUGGACAUAGUUACGUCUUUUAACUUAUCUAAUCAUCAGUACUAGCAUUUAUAUUUUGGCAUGCUGCCUGGCAGUCAUUUUAUUGCUACAUUAAGCACUCUUAUACUAGAGAUGUCAAACAGAGUUUUCACAAUUCCUCAUUGGAAUUGGCAUGUAAGAAAGUUGUGCAUAACUUUUUAAAUAAAAUCAAUUUUUGUUGUGAUUUCUA